CUUGCUUUGCGGGUGUUUUUCGUGAUUGUUCCGACUAUGAACCCGUCCAGGUUGGGCCUCGGGUCGCUUAUGCAGGAAAACCCGCUCUGGAUAUCGUGGCACGACUCCAACUGGAUACCGGUGCUGAAUCCCGGCAACGUGAUGGAUUACUUUUCGGAGAAAUCGAACCCCUUCUACGACCGGACGUGCAACAACGAGAUCGUGCGGAUGCAGCGGCAAAGUCUGGAGCUGCUAAACAACAUGACCGGCGUCGAGUACAUGCUGUUGCAUGUCCAGGAUCCAAUCCUGUACGUGAUACGGAAACAGCAUCGACAUUCGCCAACCGAGACCACUCCGAUGGCCGACUACUACAUCAUAGCAGGGACCGUCUACCAGGCACCGGAUUUGGCCAGCGUUCUCAACUCGCGCAUACUGUCCACCGUCCACCAUCUGCAAACUUCUUUCGAUGAGACCAGCUCCUACUCGCGCUACCAUCCGAGCAAGGGAUACACUUGGGACUUUUCUUCGAACAAAGCCAUUGCUGAAAAAACUAAAACCCAAACCAAAAAGGAGGCACCGGUGAAGGAAGAGCCAAGUUCCAUCUUCCAGCGGCAACGUGUGGACAUGCUAUUGGGUGAUUUACUUCGGAAAUUUCCGCUGCCUCUGCCACAAGUUACAAAUAGUGCGGCCGGUGGGGGCAUGAAUGAUUUGAACAAUCCCAACAGUCUCGGAGCUGGGGCGGGCGAAAACGAUCACGGUGCGCCGGACCAUACCAUAAUCAAACAAGAACCUUCCGAUGGGCUCGGUGGCCGCGGUGGCAACAAUGAGCUGCCGCCGGAGAAGAAAAUGAAAAUGUAGCCAAUAGUUCAGAUUAUUAUUUUUUUUAAUAAACCAUAAACAC
Messenger RNA from Anopheles cruzii, 880 nucleotides. RefSeq names its product mediator of RNA polymerase II transcription subunit 6 (gene MED6). The record is from RefSeq and is a predicted model, not a curated record. Gene Ontology annotation, biological process: regulation of transcription by RNA polymerase II. Gene Ontology annotation, molecular function: transcription coactivator activity. Lineage: Eukaryota; Metazoa; Arthropoda; Insecta; Diptera; Culicidae. Gene Ontology annotation, cellular component: core mediator complex; mediator complex. The coding region runs from base 37 to 837 and encodes 266 amino acids. The transcript has 3 exons.